CCGAUGGCUGCUUCUAGGUGCUUGUGCUUGCACAGGGUGCAAACGGCGGAAACUUGUGUUUGUUCUCUUAAAGACGGCCGUGGUGUGUCCAAUCGUCUGCCGUCCCUGCCCGUCGGCCCUUCUCCCCAUUUGGCCCCCCAUGGCGGAUCUUGCUCUUCCGCCACCACCCAUGCGCACGCACAGCCAUGGAAGCGACCGGAGCGUGGCCUUUUCCGAAGGGAGCAUCGACUGCAGUCUGACGCCCGAUGAGCAGCUCCGCAGCGAGCUCCGUUCGUCGCGCCCACGGCACGACGCAGGCGAGCCUAGCAAUGCCGGACGCCCAGGGAACCACAGCUCGGGCACGGUCACACCUCAAGCGCAUCCUGGCCGACAUUCGCCCCCGCGCGGCCAAGCUGGGCAAGAGGCGGAGCUACUGACCGGCGGGGCUGCGCGACCACUGCGGGUCAACACCGAGGCAGCGCCCAACCCACCAUGGCUGGGAGACAAUGCAGGGACGCCGUUUCCCCUCGUCUACGCGCCCGAGUCGCUCGAAGCCUACUUUUCUACGCAGUGCCGCAUGCAGCCACGUUUGCCGGGACAGGAGUGGCAGAGACCACUAAGCUGGCCCGACGCAGGCGAGGAAAUCUUUGCAGGCGCCGAGUCGAUGCGGCCGCAAGGUGGAUGCAGCCAUUGCCAAGCGCGUCGGCGCUGUGAAAUGGGCGCGUACAGCUACGGCGUGCUGGCAAUCCUGGCCUCAUCCGAGAUGGCCAACGUGCUGCGUGGCGCCGUGCAGGACGUCGACUGUGCCGAGUUUCUCCGGGCAUUCAAUCGAGGCCAUUGGCACCAGGAGCUGCAGAACCUCGAGAAGACGUGGGUCAAUGGUGCAACCAUGUCGCUCCUCUACCUGUUUGCCUUGGGCCGCGCCUACCGUGUCGACCGGCCUAGCUUCUCUCCGCGGAUGCGGCUGCGCAUGUGCAUUCUGCCGUGGAUGCACAAGACUCUGCAGCAGCCUCGACUCGACGCGCUGCGCAUCGUCAUCCAGCGCUACCUCGACUGGGACGGCCUGUGCGAGGCGGCCAGCUAUCUGGCGGCCAACUUGAUUGAGAUCGGGCGCGACAACGAGCCAAGAGAGCUCAUUGCUUCGCGCUUUGGCCGCGUCAUGUGGCGCCUCACACAACCCGACCAAGGCGGCUCCAAGAUGAUCUGGGACCGCAUCGACCGCUUCUUGGCCAAUCCACAAAGAGGGGCCACGAUGGAGAUGGUGCUCGCGGACUGGGGCCGUUAUCGCGUCUGGCCGGAGCACCGCGCGCCAGACUCGCCGCAGACGGCCCUCCGCCAGGCGCACACCGAGGCCUUUUCCACAUUCAGCAUCCAUGACGAGCCCUUUCUGCUCCUCGAGUGGAUGCGCUACGCGGCCCAGGCCAGCCACGAGCGGCCCUGGCCUUUUAUCCUUGCUCCAGCACGGAGCGACGCAAACGAUGCCGAGCGACCAGCCAACGAUGUCGAGAGCCUCUAUUUUCUCGAGCUCUUUGCCAACAUUUUCUCCGUCGGCCGCGUUCUCAUCGUUGGGGUCCCACCGCGGUACAUGGUGCCUGGCCCCUCCAUGACGCCACAGGCGGAAGAGGCCUUGAUUGACGACGACUUUGCCUACAACGUCAAGCUGGCCUGCCGUGUCGCCCAGAAACGGCUGGGCAGCCCGUUUGUCAUUCUCCUUGCUCAAGGUCGCGAAGACAACGUACCGGGCGCCAAUGAGUACUUCCGGGCGUGAGGCUGCGUCGUAUUUAGCCCUUCUUUUGGUCCUUGAGCAUUUCUCUGGGAUGCGAUCUCGGGGCUGCAGCAGCAAAUGUCACUUUUAUACCCAGCUUUGUGGUGGGCAGAGUGUGUACGAGUGCGAGUCAGAAUAGACUGGGUGGG
This is a messenger RNA of Acaromyces ingoldii, 1893 nucleotides long. RefSeq lists its product as hypothetical. Bases 140 to 1747 code for a protein of 535 amino acids. The record is from RefSeq and is a predicted model, not a curated record. Lineage: Eukaryota; Fungi; Basidiomycota; Exobasidiomycetes; Exobasidiales; Cryptobasidiaceae. The transcript has a single exon.